Molecule: messenger RNA, 137 nt
Organism: Nezara viridula (southern green stink bug)
Lineage: Eukaryota; Metazoa; Arthropoda; Insecta; Hemiptera; Pentatomidae
Source: the annotation of a GenBank genome assembly
AUGUUACUGUCGAGUGAGGUAGCGAGAAUGUUACUGUCGAGUGAGGUAGCGAGAAUGUUACUGUCGAGGAGAUAGCGAGAAUGUUACUGUCGAGUGAGGUAGCGAGAAUGUUACUGUCGAGUGAGGUAGCGAGAAUG